This is a messenger RNA of Symbiodinium natans, 1368 nucleotides long. The record is from the annotation of a GenBank genome assembly. NCBI's taxonomy places the organism in Eukaryota, Dinophyceae, Suessiales, Symbiodiniaceae.
AUGGCCGGACACGGUUGUCGCGCCGCAACAUGUGCGUGCUUGCUCUUCAGUUGGAAUCUAGUCAUGAUAUUGAUUCCUGUUCCCGUCCUCCUUGAUUCCAUUAGCACUGGCCACACCUGGGAUCCCAGAGUUUUGCACAACAUGUCUGAGGCGCCACUUGAUUGCACACGCAUACUGCUCACCGACAUUGUGCCCAAUGCAUCCAUAGCUGGUGAAUGCCAGCAAUGGUGUCAUGAGAGCAUAGGUCCCAGGAGUCAUAUUGAAUAUUUUCUGGUGGCCCCUUUCAUUGGGUGGACUUUGGCCACCACUCGUGGGGCCGAGACAUUCACCAUCUUCAUGUGCUGGAAAGUGGAGACGGCUUCGUUUGGGCUUUGGUUUUGGCCUUCUGCUGGGUGCGCUUACAUGGCUGCGUUCGUUUAUGGCUCUGCGAGUUUCAUGUUGCUCGUCUACUCCUGGAAGGACACCCCCAAAGAGCUUUGCAGCCUUGGUCCAAAGCAGGACGGCCUCCAGCAGAACGGGCCCUUCGCCACAGGGCGCUGCAAGGCACCUCUCUGCUGCAUCUCAGUCAGCUCGGACCGCGAAGCCUCCGAAUGGGACCUGUGCUUCUCAGCGGUCCUCCUGUCCUUGGAGCCAACCCUGGAUGCGCUGUCCAUCAUUACCUUCCUGAGAUGCGGACAGAUCUUCUAUGCGGCACUAGCAAUGUUGGGCGUGACGCUGGCAAGUGCUGAAAGGCUUGACCUUCUCCAGACCACUGGUGCUAAAGUCAUGGCUCAGAGCCUUGCCCAAGGCUUUGCAACGCGCGGUUUGCAUGACCACAAAGCAUCAGAGUUGUUUGAGAGCGUUGUAGUUACCGUGAUACAGUGCAAUGCGCUGCUCCGGGCAGAUCCCUUAGAAUCAGCGCCGAGCUUUGUAAUCAACCUUUUGGCAGGUGUCAGCAUUAGCUUGUUCAUUACUAUGCCGGAACAAAGCAGAUCGUGGAUAUUGACCACUUACGAGGAAGCUCCCUUGUUUCAGGACUUCUACGCAUUGGAGAGGACGAAGGCCAAGAUGAACAUAGUGCCAAGAUAUGUGUGCUCGUUGAUGUGUGUAAUUGCUGCAGCAUUUUGGAUUCUGGCAUCACCCGGCGCAUGGUUGGCGUUGCUCACACAAGAGCAUGAGUGGACAAAGCCCUCUGGGGCAUUGCUCGCCAGCUGCUGGUCCCUUGUGCUGUUCAAGAUGGCUGUCGUCCUUACAACAGGACUUUGGUGCAUUGUGAUGUGUGUGGGGGGUUUGGUUAUGCAGAUCUGUGACUGCCUCAGCGUUUGCUGGCCCUCCGCGUAUGCUCCUCUUCCGCCACGAGAAGCGCACUUGGCUGUACACAAUCCAUGA